Molecule: messenger RNA, 1589 nt
Organism: Plodia interpunctella (Indianmeal moth)
Lineage: Eukaryota; Metazoa; Arthropoda; Insecta; Lepidoptera; Pyralidae
Exons: 8
Coding region: 53-1285 (410 amino acids)
Source: RefSeq, a predicted model, not a curated record
AGAUAGUGUAGUCGUUCAUUUGUUGGUGGAGCCGCGUGUGUGACGGACAAUAAUGGCGGCAAAUACGAUACCGUGGAGCGAGUGGCUGAUUACUGUCAACUCUGACAUAAAGGUGUUGUGGUCCGCACAGCCCACCUACCUGCUGUCUCAGGCCGUAUUUGUAAUCGCGGGUAUCAUCACCCUGUUACACGCUUUCAGGAAAGGUGGUAGGUGGCCGUAUUUCUGGCUGGCUGUGGUGCUGCACGGACAAUAUGCUGACAACUUCUGGCACAUCGUCAUGCCAGAGUACGACAACUUCUGGCAUUCUCAAACGCCUGUCAUGUUGCUGGGCCAACGUCUUCCUUUGCACAUUAUAUUUCUUUAUCCAGCCUUCAUAUAUCACGCAGCCUUCGCGGUGUCUCGUCUGAAUUUGCCCAUAUACGCUGAGCCGUUCGCCGUGGGUGUCUUGACGGUGCUCAUCGACAUUCCGUACGACAUAGUCGCCGUAAAGUUCGUGCACUGGACCUGGCACGACACGGACCCGAACGUAGCCGACAGACACUACUGGGUGCCGUGGACCUCCUACUACUUCCACGCUUGUUUCACCGCCAGCUUCUAUUAUUUGUUUUAUGCCAGCCGCAAGUGGUUUGCGCCGAAGGUCGACCAAUGGCAAUCAGCUGGCUUCUGCAAGGAGUUCAAAUCUUUAUUGGUGUCCGUCCUCUUGGGCAUGCCGGGCGGAGUGCUGAUGUUCGUGCCCAUCUACCACCCCCUCCACGACUACCUCGGCAUACACACUGAAGUUACCUUCUUCGUCCUCUUCUCCAUUUUUGGCGCCGUAAUUCUGCGCGGUCUGCUAGAUGAGCGCGAGGAAUGUAAAGUCAAACUAAGCGCAAUCGACUACACGCUGAUUAUACAGUUGGCGGCGCAUUACCUGCUAUAUCUCGUGUUCGUGAUUUUCUUCCACCCCGAGAGAGAGUGGUCCCUAGGCUUUCACGAGCCAGUGGGCCCAUGCAACGAACAGACCACCCUAUACACGCCAUUUGGACAGAUAUUACACAAACGAAAAUACUUCUGCCCAGACAAUUACGAUGAGAAGUAUUUUGAUUUCGAAUGUGUUGAGGGACCAAAGCCGCAGCCCGGAGCGUUAUGGUACACCAUAUGUGGAACUAGAUUCGAGAAUCGCUCGGAGUAUAUAACUGUCAUAUUAACGAUAGUGUUCGUGGCCUUCAAUAUAUUCUACGCGCUGUACUUCAGAACUGGGCCUGCUUCCGGUGUACAGCCCUCCAAGAAAAUGAAAACAAAAUAACCUAGCUUCGGUAGCUAACGUUCCGUUGCAGGGGGAUAUUAUAUAGAGGAUAUCAUAAAUGCAAUCAUACGAUUUGUAAAACCAUUAGAACACAAAAUUAUAAAUAGUUAAUAUGUGCUCACUAAGUUCUCACAGAGGGUCAGCAAGAUCUUGAAAAAAGAAAAAGAACACUCGUAAACUUUUAUUUAUAACACAGUGUACGAGUGUCCUUUUUUCUUUUUCGAGGUGAAUAUGCGGAUUCGCUUUGCCACUAGGUCAAAAACUCUCUAGAAAACUUUGUUUCCUAAAUUCGUAAAGACCGUGA